Messenger RNA from Pseudophryne corroboree (corroboree frog), 2665 nucleotides. RefSeq names its product oocyte zinc finger protein XlCOF7.1-like. Gene Ontology annotation, cellular component: nucleus. The record is from RefSeq and is a predicted model, not a curated record. The transcript has 7 exons. NCBI's taxonomy places the organism in Eukaryota, Metazoa, Chordata, Amphibia, Anura, Myobatrachidae. Gene Ontology annotation, biological process: regulation of gene expression. Bases 100 to 1332 code for a protein of 410 amino acids.
CUACAUUACCCGGCAUGCUCGGCGGCAACUCCUGGCAAAACGUCAUCAGGCAGCGCCACCCCUCUGUGACAUAGAGAUCGGCGUCUGGAUGAAGGGACAAUGGACAAGAACAGAAGUCGCAUGACAGGGAAGAUAAUAAACCUCACUCUGGAGAUCAUCUACCUGCUGACAGGAGAGGAUUACACACUAGUGAAGAAGACAUCAGUUGAGUGUGAGACACCCAGCAGCCGAUCCCAUUUAUCAAGAGGACUCAGGAAGACCCAGAGCCUCAUCACGGUGCCUCCACCUCACUCACUGAUACAUGAGAGACACAAUGACCAGAAGAUCCUGGAACUCGCCAACAAGAUCAUUCAGCUGCUGACUGGAGAGGAAUGGGACUAUAUAGAAGGACACAGGGGUCAAUACAAGGAUGUGACGUCACUGGAUGGAGCCAGUAACAGGUAUACCCCAGAGAGAUGUCCCCGUCCUCUUUAUUCCCAGGAUCAUACAGAGGAGAAUCACAGUGUCCCACAGGAGGAUCAGGAUGAAGACUUGUUUGUUAUUAAGGUUGAAGCUAUAGAGGGAAAUGAAGAUACAUCUGAUAUGGGAGAUCAACUGUGUAAGGAAGAGGAAAUCCCUACAGGUAUCGACACAGAUGCUCGCCACAGUGACGGAAUUACAGCAGAGGAACAUCCCACCCUGACUACCGAUUGUGAAAUGAAAGAUAAGGACACCACGCAGGAUUCUUCAGGAGGAACCUGUAUUGCCCCGACUACACCUCCUGAACUUCUAUCUGCACAUCUAUCAUCUUAUCUCCCUCAUCCUGAGGAGCGUUCACCCAGUAGAUCGGACAACGUAACACGUAGAGCAGGUCGUCGAGGUGACAGGUUCUUUCCGUGUUCAGAAUGCGGUAAAUGUUUUACCCAGAAUGCAAAUCUUAUUAGACAUAAGAGGAUUCACACCGGGGAGAAGCCGUUUACCUGUCUGGAGUGCGGGAAAUGUUUUACACAGGAGUCGGAUCUUGUCAAACAUCAGGUGAUCCACCGGGGCGAGCGGCCGUUCCCGUGUAGUGAGUGCGGGAAAUGUUUCACCCAGAAGUCUAACCUGGUGGAACAUCUAAGGACUCACAGGGGCGAGAAGCCGUUUCCCUGCGGCAUGUGUGGGAAAUGGUUUACGCAGAAGUCGCACCUCAUUAGGCAUCAGGUGACGCACACGGGGGAGAAGCCGUUUCCGUGCCCUGUGUGCGGCAAGCGCUUUUCAUACAAGUCUGUCCUGGUCCAGCACCAGAGAAUCCACAGCCAUUUUCCUGUUUGGAAUGUGGGAAACGUUUCACUCAGAAAUCCAACCUGGUGAAGCAUCACAUAUUUCACACGGGCGAGAAGCCGUUUCCCUGCGCCGAGUGCGGUAAGUGCUUUACGCAGAAAUCCAACCUGGCCAAACAUCAGAUCUGUCACACCGGUGAGAAGCCAUUCUCAUGCACGGACUGUGGGAGAGGUUUCUCUCAGAAAUCCCAUCUCGGGGAACACCGGAGAACACACAGGGCAGACAUGGUAGGCCUCUGAGAGGGUGAGGGGCACACGUAAGUGAUAGAUGCUUUAUCAAAAUAACCAAACUCAUUAAACUUUAUGUAUUUCGCCUCGUCUCGGGUGGCGCAGACCUAACUGAGGGGUUUAAGCUUCAGUCAGGUCAAUUAGAAGGUGCUUUUCCACCAUUAGCUCUACCUCCUGCACCUCUAGGUGGGGUGGUUUGUGAAAGAUCCUUUUUGGGGAUUGCCAUUUCCCACCUCAGCCACUGAAUUCCUCUGGCCUUUCUGUUCUUGGAGUGUCUCUCUACUAAGCAUCCUUCCUCCCGGUGGGGCUGAUUCAGCGGUGGAUGCUGUGAAGGUCCUGGACUUAGGACAUAAGCCCACAUUUAUUCUCGGACCCCCAUAAACACAACGCACACACAGAUACGGAGAAGUUGCCUUAUAAUCAUACAUUUAUUGAAAGGUAAUGUAAUAACUACACCAGACUCCUAGGUAACAUCACACAAUCACCAAAGGGCUUGUAACGACAUCUCGUAAUUAUCACAUUGAAAACCAGUCUCCCAAAAAGUACCAGCAGAGUCCCCAAAACUCAUCAGAGGCAGUUACCCCAGUUUAAUAUAGGUAAACAACUCCAGCAGACUCUUCAGGGUCCCGGCCGCUCUGCCACUUUGCUUCACCAUCAUGGUGGAGCCCCAGCGACGCCUCUGCAGCUUACAGGGUUACACCCGUGGGCCUUCCCAGUGCCUUCAGAAUACCUGCUGCUAGUCUCUGAUAGUAUAAAGAGCUCCUGCCGCCAUUUAUCUGAAGCUGCCAAACAACAAACUCAACUUCCAACAACACAGGAUUUGGAAAAACUGACACACCCCUCACCCUGCCCCUGUUCCCUUUUAAAACCACAUUGAAACAUGACUAGGGGCACGGGAAACCAAGAGGAGCAUGCUGGGAGAUGUAGUAACUGGUACAGAAACUGGAAAUCACAUAGGAGCAUACUGGGAGAUGUAGUGAAACUACACAGCAGCUGCUGGGGAGACUGAAAAUCCCAGCACAACCUUUACACAGAGGAGAGACAACCCAGACUGCCGGUCUACGUUUUAGAACAAUAAGGUUAGUAAACAAAAAGACACUGUCCCCAACAGUCUAAAACCCUCGCAGAUGCUAAUG